UGAAGCAUUUGAGCUCGAGAGAUGUGUCGUGUUCGUCCGAUCCACAGCUGCCAUUUUGGCGUGGCGUAUUGCGCUGGUUUCUUUCGUGGAGCUGGGAGAGUUUUCCUCGGUCAUGACUGCAAGCUAGCGAAGCUAGAGCUGACAGUGAGGAGGGAGUUCAAGGCUGGGCUGCUCCUUUUCGAACGCUUAUAUGGCGGUUUGCUUUCCUGGACUGAGGGCAGCCAAGGCACGAGUGCUUUGAAGUGGACGAAGACCAUAGGGAUCGCAGUCGAGAGCGGGCACGGCCUCCAACCUAUGCGCGCUCAACCGCAUGUGUCUUACAGAUUUCUGCCUGAACUCACAGAGUGGUUCCUUCCCAACAAGCUUUCUUGGGAGUAUCUUGCAGGUCUGUUCGACGCCAUUGCUCUUGUUCGAAUCUGUAGAGGCCAGCUAAGUCUGGAGAUACCGCACAAAUGCCAUAUUCUCUUGGAAAAUAUCAAGGCAUUUCUGGAAGACAGGCUCGACGCAAGAACUGGUGAGAAGCGAAUCAAUCUUCGAGGUUUCCACCGGUGCCGUUUGAUCAUCCGAUGCAAUGUGUUGAGUUACAAAAUUCUUGAGAAACUGGUGUGUUUCUUGAGAGUAAGGCGCCCUGCAGUCGAACUUAUAUUGCAUCCUCGUUCUGAAAUCAGUCUGUAUGAUCUGAGACUUCUUGCAUCAGCUCAAGGCGCCUUUCUUGGAUUGCAUCCUUCAAUCAAGGGAGAGUUUCGAGUGAUUCCACGGACAAAGAGCUUCAAACGCAUCUUGGAAUUCCAAGCGCGGCAAGAAGAGACCCAUCAUAUUCGAGAUCACCUCGAAGUUGCUAAGCACUGCUUGAGCUCCUCAAAGCACAGGCACGGAUAGGCACGGAUAGGCACGGAUAGGCACGCAGCACAGGCAAAGGCGAGGGAGAUGCUGGAGACGUCCUAGCUGGCUGCACAGUGGCAGAAUGAAUGCGGAACGUCGGUCUGAAAGAGGAGAGAACGAGUGAUACACUUGUGACACAAAGUGGUUCCUUGCUACUAGUAGCGAUGCCCUUUGUUACUGGCUUCUUGCUCCUAGUAGUAAGGCCAGGAGCCCCUGGUAGCAUCCUCCCUCAUGAACGAAGUGAAGAGAAAUUGAGACAGCUGAGUCACGAAUGAUGGACUUUGAGCUCUCGGCGUUCAAGAGGAAGCCCUUCGGCCUUCGCAAACGCCAUUUCCGAGCGCCAUUCCCUGCCAUGCGAGAAGUGCGAACGUGC
Messenger RNA from Durusdinium trenchii, 1255 nucleotides. NCBI's taxonomy places the organism in Eukaryota, Dinophyceae, Suessiales, Symbiodiniaceae. The record is from the annotation of a GenBank genome assembly.